Messenger RNA from Stegostoma tigrinum, 1608 nucleotides. It is a transcript of the gene ube2v2, whose product is annotated as ubiquitin-conjugating enzyme E2 variant 2. The transcript is spliced from 4 exons. The coding region runs from base 68 to 496 and encodes 142 amino acids. The record is from RefSeq and is a predicted model, not a curated record. Gene Ontology annotation, cellular component: nucleus. NCBI's taxonomy places the organism in Eukaryota, Metazoa, Chordata, Chondrichthyes, Orectolobiformes, Stegostomatidae. Gene Ontology annotation, biological process: protein K63-linked ubiquitination; DNA damage tolerance.
GCCACACCAGACCGGAAGUGACGAGAGAGCGGCCGAGUCGGCGCCGGUUCCUUUCGUUUGGAGCAAGAUGACAGGCUGCCGAGUUCCUCGCAAUUUUUGUUUGUUGGAAGAACUUGAAGAAGGCCAGAAAGGCGUAGGUGAUGGAACUGUGAGCUGGGGGCUCGAGGAUGAUGAAGAUAUGACACUGACACGAUGGACAGGAAUGAUUGUUGGACCACCCAGGACUUGUUUUGAAAACAGAAUAUACAGCCUGAAAAUAGAGUGUGGGAGUAAAUACCCAGAUGUAGCUCCAACUGUUAGAUUUGUAACAAAAAUAAAUAUGAAUGGAAUAAAUAAUUCCAAUGGAAUGGUGGAUUCACGGAGCAUACCAGUUCUAUCUAAGUGGCAAAAUUCCUAUAGUAUUAAGGCUGUACUUCAAGACCUACGACGUAUGAUGACAUGCAAAGAAAACGUGAAGAUUUCACAGCCUCCUGAAGGACAGACUUACAACAAUUAAUUUUAAUGGAUCCAGACCCACCUCUCAAAAACUUCACUUCCUGUCUUGUCAAUUCUCCGCAAUACUAAACAUCAACAAAAAGAUCUCAAUCUUGAAAUGUACGUCCACAAUAAUGUUGUGAACCACAAAUUAAUUCAGUAGUGGUGAAGAGUAAAUUAUUUUCUCUUGUCAAGCCAGUGAUGAUAUCAGUGAUAUACAAGCCAUUGGAAUCUUGGCUGUUACUUUGAUGGGAAGGAGGGGAAAAGAUGUGGGAAUGAAAUCAAGACAUUGCCUGAUCAUAGUAAAUAUAUAUGUUAAACAGAUUAUUGGUAAUAGAGGCAGUAAUUGGUGUAUAUAAUGGCAUGCUCUGGAACAUUCUGAUGAAAAAGAGCCGUAUUGAAAGAAAACUUGAGGUUGUGUAUGUUAUGCAAACUACACUCAUUUGAUAAGGGUUGUUGAAGUUUUUGCUCAUUAUUUUGCUGCAUUGUGGUGCAGAUUAAUUGUAAUGUCAGUGUGUUGAGAAUGUUUUAAUAUUUGUAUUUAUGAAAAUGACUCUGUUAAGCAGCUCUUGUGUAUCAAGUAAUAUUAUGUUUGUUUACAGCCUGAGUCUACCAAAACACGCAUUUGAAUUUGCGAGUAAAGAAUUUUGGUGUAUAGUUAGGACUUCCUAAAAUUCAAGUUAGUCUUGAAGAUGUGAAUAGGGUGCAGUGAGAUGCUUUUCAUUUCAGCCUUUGAAUUGGGUAAUACUGUUUGACCAAAUGUAUUUUUUAAAAAAAGUAGUAACAUCUUUCGAGUUGUUAUUGUUUGAGAAAUUCUUUUUGAUUUUGCAUGUAAAGAAAAGAUUCAUCUUGCCUUUCAAAUUUAUCUUGCUUCUGGAGGGCAAAGUGAUCCUGGCCAGUCAAUGUGCUAGGCUCAGAUUUUCCCUUUAGAAUCUUUUGGAAAUUGUUAAUUCUCUGACUAAAAGCUGCUAAUGAUUGUGUCAGAAAGCUAAUCGGGUAGAGUAUUACUAUCUGAAGUUUACUUUCUCAUGAGUUAUCUCAUCAAUUUGCUGUAAUUGAGAAGACUGUUUCCCAUUCAAGUUUGUGAGAAAACUUAAGGUGGGUGUAUUCAUUUAAUAAACAAAAUUUAAAAUA